AUGGACGCAGACGUACCCAUGCAAGACUCUUUCGAACAACAGAACUCAUCCACCACUGGUGAACAAUCAUCACAAAGCAUUGACGACAAAGGGUUUGCUGAACUAGACUCUCAAGAUGAUAUGAUACUCAAACCUGGUUCGUCUGGGAUAGCAGAUAAUAAAUCAGACACACCUCUCACUCUUACAGAUGAUAAUAUCAACCAAUUGGAUCAAUGGAUAGAAUAUAUCAGUAAAUGCCAAAUCUUAUCGGAAAACGACAUCUCUAGGCUUUGUAAGAUGGCUGUAGAUGUUUUCCAAUUUGAAAAAAAUGUCCAACCAGUUAAUGUGCCAGUGACCAUCUGUGGUGACGUUCAUGGUCAAUUCCAUGAUUUGCUUGAGCUGUUUAAAAUAGGUGGUAAAUGUCCGGAUACAAAUUAUUUGUUCAUGGGGGAUUAUGUAGAUAGAGGCUAUUAUUCAGUAGAGACUGUCUCAUUAUUAAUUGCCAUGAAAGUAAGAUAUCCAAAUAGAAUCACCAUUCUUAGAGGUAAUCAUGAAUCAAGGCAAAUUACACAAGUCUAUGGGUUUUAUGAUGAGUGUUUAAGAAAAUAUGGUAAUGCUAACGUAUGGAAAAUGUUCACUGAUCUUUUCGACUAUUUCCCAAACACUGCUUUGGUAGAUAACAAGAUCUUUUGUUUACAUGGUGGUCUUUCCCCCAUGGUAGAAACGUUGGAUCAAAUUAGAGCUUUGAAUAGAAUUCAAGAAGUCCCCCAUGAAGGCCCUAUGUGUGAUUUACUAUGGUCGGAUCCAGAUGAGAGAGGUGGAUGGGGGAUUAGUCCCAGAGGUGCUGGUUUUACUUUCGGCCAAGAUAUUAGUGGUCAAUUCAAUCAUACAAACAAUUUAUCCCUAAUUUCAAGAGCACAUCAAUUAGUCAUGGAAGGGUAUGCAUGGUCUCAUGAACAAAAUGUAGUAACCAUUUUCAGUGCUCCUAAUUAUUGCUACAGAUGCGGCAAUCAAGCGGCAAUCAUGGAGGUGGAUGAAAACCAUAAUAAACAAUUCUUACAAUACGAUCCUUCAGUUAGACCAGGUGAACCUUCUGUAAGUAGAAAGACUCCUGAUUAUUUCCUAUAA
This is a messenger RNA of Henningerozyma blattae CBS 6284, 1107 nucleotides long. RefSeq names its product serine/threonine-protein phosphatase. NCBI's taxonomy places the organism in Eukaryota, Fungi, Ascomycota, Saccharomycetes, Saccharomycetales, Saccharomycetaceae. Gene Ontology annotation, cellular component: cytosol. Gene Ontology annotation, molecular function: protein serine/threonine phosphatase activity. The record is from RefSeq and is a predicted model, not a curated record. Bases 1 to 1107 code for a protein of 368 amino acids. The transcript has a single exon. Gene Ontology annotation, biological process: mitotic cell cycle; peptidyl-serine dephosphorylation.